Molecule: messenger RNA, 742 nt
Organism: Trichosurus vulpecula (common brushtail)
Lineage: Eukaryota; Metazoa; Chordata; Mammalia; Diprotodontia; Phalangeridae
Gene: RNASEK
Product: ribonuclease K
Exons: 3
Coding region: 133-432 (99 amino acids)
Molecular function (GO): RNA endonuclease activity
Source: RefSeq, a predicted model, not a curated record
CGCCCUCCCUCCUGGGGAGCUCCCACCUCCGCUCCAGCUUCGCUGAGGUACCUCAAGCCAGGAUUCGUUUUCUUGGGACCCGCUCUCCGCUCCAGCUCCUGCACGGACUGUCAGUCCCGGCCAGGGAUCGCCAUGGCUUCCCUCUUGUGUUGCGGGCCCAAGCUGGCCGCCUGCGGCAUCGUCCUCAGCGCCUGGGGGGUGAUCAUGUUGGUCCUUCUUGGAAUUUUCUUCAAUGUCCAUUCUGCUGUGCUAAUCGAGGAUGUACCUUUUACUGAGAGCGAUUUUACCGAGACUGGUGUUCGGAAGAUCUAUGAACUGUAUGAACAAGUGAGCUACAACUGCUUCAUUGCUGCUGGCCUGUAUCUUCUCCUCGGGGGCUUCUCGUUCUGCCAAGUCCGGCUCAACAAGCGCAAAGAAUACAUGGUCCGUUAGGAUCCUCCAUUCCAUUCCGCUCCCGAGGAUCUGGGGGUCCCCCUAACCCCUCACCCCAUGUCUCUUAUUUAAAUUCCCUCCUCUUCACCUUCCCCUUAAGUCUUGGGGCCCCUCCAUUUCUUUCCCGUUAGGCGCUGAGGGUGUCGCGGGCUCCCCCGGGGAGUGGAUGGGCGGGUGGGGGAAGAAGGGCUUCAGUUAGCCCUUUCGCUCGGUCCUUUCACCCCUCCUGCGUGGGGGUGGCUCCACCUUCCCCUUCCUAGCCCCCGGGCCGUCUCUGCUAGUGACAAUAAAGCGAAGGUGUUCUCUGCGG